AUGAGUGCCACUGCAACGACCACCACCGAAACAGUCUGCAUUGCGAGUACUCAUCAUGAAGCAAGCGACUCACCAAGUGGCCUCAGUGCAUGUGGUACUGGAGGUUACGAAGUCCCCGGCAUCCCCAAAUUCGAUGAUCCCUACAAAAAGCGACAAUGGCAGCUAGAGCAUAUGGCUGGCGCGUUCAGGGUCUUCUCACGCAAAGGCUUUACUGAAGGUACAGCCGGUCAUAUCAGUGUUCGUGACCCGGUGGAUCCUUCCACGUUCUGGAUUAAUCCCCUUGGAAAGCAUUUCGGCUUGCUCAAGGCCAGUGACAUGGUGCAUGUCAAUGAAAAAGGCCAGGUUAUUGGUGGCAAUAAAGUCGCGGUCAACGCUGCUGGCUUUAUGAUCCACAGUGCCAUCCAUAAAUCACGUCCUGACAUCAAUGCAGCAUGCCAUGCCCAUUCCGUGAGUGGAAAGGCAUGGUCCACUUUCGGAAAGCCCGUGGAUAUUAUCAAUCAAGAUAGCUGCACCUUCGUCAAUAUUCAAAGGGUGUACAAGUCUUUCGGUGGGGUUGUCCUUGAGGCCGAAGAGGGAGAGCGGCUCGCGGAGACGUUGGGUGAUGAUGGUCGCGUCGCCAUUUUACAAAACCACGGCCUUCUUACUGCAGGUGGUACUGUAGACGAGGCAGCCUACCUAUUUACCUCUUUGGAGAGGACCUGCGAGGUACAAUUGCUGGUGGAGGCAGCUGGACUGCCCAAGAAGUUUAUUGGCGACAAGGAAGCCGAAUAUACUGCGAAAGUAAACGCAGACCCAGAAACCCUCUAUUACGAAUUCCAAGCGGAUUUUGAGUACGAGAUUGAAAUGUCGAACGGCCAAUUAAAGACGGGUGUCUAA
Molecule: messenger RNA, 876 nt
Organism: Penicillium pulvis
Lineage: Eukaryota; Fungi; Ascomycota; Eurotiomycetes; Eurotiales; Aspergillaceae
Exons: 3
Coding region: 1-876 (291 amino acids)
Cellular component (GO): cytoskeleton
Molecular function (GO): actin filament binding
Source: RefSeq, a predicted model, not a curated record